Drosophila gunungcola (fruit fly) is the source of this 2680-nucleotide messenger RNA. It is a transcript of the gene SppL, whose product is annotated as signal peptide peptidase-like 3. The transcript has 7 exons. Gene Ontology annotation, biological process: membrane protein proteolysis. Gene Ontology annotation, cellular component: Golgi-associated vesicle membrane; cytoplasmic side of endoplasmic reticulum membrane; lumenal side of endoplasmic reticulum membrane. NCBI's taxonomy places the organism in Eukaryota, Metazoa, Arthropoda, Insecta, Diptera, Drosophilidae. The coding region runs from base 507 to 1775 and encodes 422 amino acids. Gene Ontology annotation, molecular function: aspartic endopeptidase activity, intramembrane cleaving. The record is from RefSeq and is a predicted model, not a curated record.
ACACUGCUGCGCAGACGAAAAUGGCCUAAAGCGUCGUCGUUUCAUCAAAUGUUUAAUUCGUUAUUGUUUCUCCUCCUCUUCGCACCGCAUUAGUUACUAAUAGAAAUAAAUGCAAAAUGGCUGUCUAACGUUAAAGAGCAGCGACCGCCGAAGAUCGUGGAAAUGUGCAAGAAAAGCGGCUCGCAAGGCAAUUGAAAAGCGCGUGAAAAUGUAGCAAAGACUUUAUCGCGAAAAGGAAAAUCGGUGCAAAGGGAAAAACAAAAACCAAGGAAAAUACAGCCAAACGCGAAUGCGAAUGUGAAGGCAAAGUAAGCGAAAAGUCCCCCAACUUUUUUGGGGAGUAUCGAUAUCGAGUGCACUAUAUACAUAUAUUGAAGCGGUGCAGCGACAUAAAAACGCGAUAGACCCCAACGCAGGUCGACCGAUAAGCGAAGAAGCCAACUGAACCUGAUCGUCGGCGAUAUAUCUUUGAUAUAGAAGGCACAUCCGGAAAAUCCGGAGUGAGCAUGUCGCAUGGUGGAGCCGGUGGCAGUCUGGGAGCACAAACUGUGGGUGCCGGCCAACUUGGAGGCGGUGCAGCGGCAGCGGGCGGUGGAGAAUACCGCGAACUCCACUGGACAGUCUCGAGUGUAAUGGACUCGUCACGGGUCUCCACCUGCCUCAUAUCGAUGCUGCUGAUCGUCUACGGCAGCUUCCGGUCGCUAAACAUCGAGCAGGAGGCCCGCGAGCGGGAGCAAAAGAAGCGAAAUGAAUCGAUGACCAACCUUCUAACCGGCGAACCCGUCGAGAAGGAACCAAAUCUGUAUUUCACAGCGGACAAAUUCGCCACCUUGGACACGAUGCAUGCCCUGUGUUUGCCGCUUGGAGCUUCCAUCUCACUGCUCAUCAUGUUCUUCUUUUUCGACUCCAUGCAGCUACUUUUUGCCGUCUGCACAGCAAUUAUUGCCACCGUGGCGCUAGCCUUCUUGUUGCUGCCCAUGUGCCAGUACAUCAUUCGGCCGUGCACGGAUGGAAAGCGAUUCUCCUUCGGAAUCUGUGGUCGCUUCACGGCAGCGGAGCUCUUUAGCUUUACGCUUUCAGUGUCUAUUGUGUGCAUCUGGGUGCUCACCGGACACUGGCUGCUGAUGGAUGCAAUGGGAAUGGGCCUGUGUGUGGCCUUCAUUGCAUUUGUGCGUUUACCCAGUCUAAAGGUGUCCACGCUGCUGUUGACCGGCCUGCUCAUCUACGACGUCUUCUGGGUAUUCCUCUCCUCGUACAUAUUCAGCACCAACGUGAUGGUCAAGGUGGCCACGCGACCCGCCGAUAAUCCAGUUGGCAUCGUGGCUCGAAAGUUGCAUCUGGGCGGAAUUGUGCGGGAUACACCGAAGCUGAACCUGCCCGGAAAGCUCGUUUUCCCCAGCCUCCACAACACGGGCCACUUCUCCAUGCUGGGAUUGGGGGAUGUGGUGAUGCCGGGACUGCUGCUGUGCUUCGUCCUGCGUUACGAUGCGUACAAGAAGGCGCAGGGCGUCACAUCGGAUCCCACAUUGUCGCCACCCAGGGGAGUUGGCUCCCGGCUGACAUACUUUCAUUGUUCCUUACUGGGUUAUUUCUUGGGUCUGCUAACGGCGACGGUCAGCUCCGAGGUCUUCAAGGCGGCUCAGCCAGCGCUGCUUUACCUGGUGCCCUUUACGUUAUUGCCUCUCUUGCUGAUGGCCUAUCUGAAGGGCGACCUGAGGCGCAUGUGGAGCGAGCCGUUUAUCGCGCAACAACCAUCAAAACAAUUGGAAGUCUGAGUGUACUCUAUCUAAAAGCAAAGAAAAACAAAAACAAACAACGUGAAAAACACACACACAAGAUCUAAUACUAACGUUUGUCUCUUAAAUAACGUAUUGAGUAUGUAUUUUUUAACUCAACUUAACUAAGUUUGGUUUUAAGUUAGGUUAACCUCGUUUUCUUAGUGAAAUAAAAUCAAAAACCGAAUAAAUAUAGUUUUUAGCCUAAGCGGAAAGGUUUUAUAUAUUCUCAUAUAUAUGUACGACAUACACGAGUUCAUUCAAAUCGGCUUUAAAGUCUCCAAUCAUGCAGAUAAUAAGCGAGUAGGGCAAAGAUCAAGCUAAAUAUUAGUUACAGUUCUAAGGCAUUACUAAUAUCUCUGUAAGCGAAUACGCGAAACAAUAGCAAAAAGACUAGAAGACCGUUUGAGAUUCGAAUUUCAACCACACAUCCACUCGAAAUCUGUUCCGGGCAGUAUGUUCUGUAAAUACUUAAGUUAACGUAUGCAUAACUAUGGAUAUCUACGUAUGUGUAUUGAUAACAAACCACCAUGCAACAAAUAAUAGUUAGUAAGCUCGCCUUCAUAAACAUUUAUUCGCUAUUCGUUUCCGUUUCACAUGCCCAUUUCCGUCCUUCGAUUUCCUUCUUUUUUCCCUGAAUUUUUCCCACACUAAACUCACAACCAUAAUAAUGUUUUGCCAAAAUGCGUGUGUUCGUUGCAAACAAUAAAUAAAUGAUAUACAACAACUGUUGCACUGCGUGUGUUUCACAAAAAUUAAGUUUCACGAUUUUUAAUUAUUUACUAUUAAUGCGGCUAACAAUAAAUAAUUACUGUAUGCAUAUGGAAACGAUAGUUACAUAGUAAUUUUAAGUAAAUGCAAUUUCGAAACGUAUAGAAACAAUAAAAAUGUGAGAUUUAACCAAA